GUCAAUGGCAACAUCAAAGCUAACUUACCAGAUUUUCUAAAAUCACUGGAAAGAAGACCCUGUUUAAAAAAAACUGAUCUUGGAGCAUUCCUGGUGGCUACGUUUCAGGGCCCCAUCAAAUGCCUUGGUUCAAACAUGGAUGAAAGAGCUGAAUAUUCAAGAGCUAGAAGAAAAAGAAUGGGUGACUUUGUGCGACGCAACUCAACACAGGUGCAAAUCUUUGUCAAGAGUGGAAAUAAAUUUUUGUCGACUGUUCGUUCAUUCAUUUCAUGGUCUGUGCAAAAGGGAAAGCUUACCCAAGAUAAAGGAAGAACCUAUUUCAAAGAGAUUCUGCAUGUGAUAUUAUUUUAUGGCCAAAUUAAUAAUCCUAUAAUUACACCAGAAGAAAUUUUGACAGAAAAAGAAAUUGAGCAAUUGUCUGGCAAGUAUCGAGAUGUCUUUCGGAAAUACGCAACCCACCUCCCAACACGUCCUCCUUACACGGUGCUACUUGAUGCGAUUGUUGAAAUCACAGAAACAAGGAAUGCUGAAAAAGUUUUGACAUGUCUGUUGAAUCUGACGAAUGAAAUGGAUGUUACUAAUGAUGAAGGCAGGAAAUGUGAGAAUAUUUUUGUAUCAACAGUCAUCAGCUGCUGCUAUCUUGAUGAUAGUUCUGCCAACACCAAUUAUUUUGGUGCUUCAGUGUCAUGCAGAGGACUGAAGCAGAGACAAAUUAUGAUAGAUAUAUUGUGUUGUCAUACAUGGCACAAAGACAUUGGCUGGGCAGUAUGUGUUGGCAAGACGUAUAAUAAAAAUGCUUUUGGCUUUCCUGCUGGCUUGUGCUCCAUGGCUUUUAAUAUAUACAGUUCUGCAAAAGCCACUAUACAAGAAGAGAUAAUUAAAUCUGCUUGGAAUAGACUUCAGCGUUCCCUGAUGACAAGGUCUUAUGAAAUUAGUAAAGCUCUUGAGCAAUAUGGAACCUUAGUUCCCAGGGAACCUUGUAUGAAAUGCUUCACCAUGUUCCCAGACAUUUAUUUUGAUCCACAUUCACAACAUCAUGGUCAGGGACAAUGGGAAUAUGGAAACUGUGCUGAGUGUGAAUCUCUAAGCCAGCUUCUGUACUCUAACCAACAAGUAGUCGAACAGCUGGACCGUAAGACAUUUCAAUUGACAUCUGAAAUGCUGCUUAAAGUAAAAUGUGAUCGACUUGAAUGCAAUCUCAGAGAAUUAGGGUUUAGGCUUUUAAAUGAAAUUUUAUAUUACUAUGAUUAGGAAUAAAGAGAUCUGCAAAGGAAAGACUCCUGCCACUCAGUAUGUAAUGUACCUGGUCAACUAAUAAUUCAACUGUUUACAUGCAGCUGUGGAGUCUUAGACUUUAUACUAUGAAUAUAAUUUAACAGACAAAAAAUUUCUGGCAGGCACAUUCCCGAUUCCCCAGUUUGUACUUCCUGUGAAUAAUUGUUUACACCGGGAGCGCACAUCAGGAAAAUUAUCCCUUUGCAAUACAUCAAACACAAUGUUUACAAUUUUGAACGUAGAAGCAACCACCUUCCUCCAUGCCACGAGGGUGGUGGAUCAUUCCCAAGAUGAGACUUCCACUCUCAUUAUUUGUGGCCCUUUUCAAGAUCAGCAUCAGGUUAUGUAUUCUACAUGGAGGGUAGGGGAGGGCAGGUAAAAACCUCCUGCCGUGCCAUGCUGAAGUAUAAGUUGACCAAAUGUGACAUCUGAGAAAAUUUGAGAAAGAAAUAAGCCUCAUUUGCAAAUAGGUUUGUUUCUGUAAUUAAAUGAAUGGUUUUACAAUCAAUUGUACUGCGGAAACUGCCUUUUCAGAUUGAAAUAACCACUGAAGCCAAUAGGAAUGCUAGAUGUUCAAGCACUCCUUGCUUUGCUGGGUUGAAAUGGUAGGAAAGAUGCCAUUUAGCCUAGUUCCUGCAUUUGCAUAGCCUCAUAUUAUGCCUGCCCCCAAAAGUAACACAUAUCCUGAACAGUGGCAAAUGAAGUGGGAGUUGGUAUUUCAGCUCCAUCCACCAGUUUCUAGGAUUCCAGGCUUCUUAUUCAUCAAAUGAAACUAAGAUGGUUGACAGUGGUAUAACAAUGAAACAUUUAAAAUAUGUGUUUGAAUAAUUCCCAAGGAAUUUGGGACAAAUAUGUACUGAAAUAUCUGUUGCCUUCCUGCUUGAAUUCCAGAUCUCUCUUUCUUAAUAGCAAAACACAACAGGAAACGUGUGCUUAUACAGGCUCACAUCUAGCAAAGCUUUGCAUAGUUUGUUUUCAAAGCUGCUUAAUUUGCAAGAAGCCUAUUUUUCAAGUACAGAUUCGCUGUCAGUAAUAGAUUGACAGUCAGCCUCAACUAACAGACAUUGGAUAUAUAUUUCAAGUGAGCUACCUAGAAGUAAGGUACAUGACUCAUCAUCUGUCUUAGGGACUGCUGAAACAUUGCGUAAGAUAAGGGACUACAAAGAGGAGUGUUGUUAAUAAGGAGGAAUUAGGGAAAUCCAACUAGAUACAAGCUAAGAACAACCAACUGUAGGUAGUCAUCAGAAAACAAUGUGCUUACGGACUGUGAAGUUACAGCUGAAGUUAACUGGGUUGUGUGGAACCUGAUAAUUCUUUAAUCUUCUCCCUGAACCUUCUUCCCUGAGUAUGUUCAAAACUGAGGUCAAUAGAUUUCUACAUAAUCUGUUGAGUUGGAGUACAACAAGGAAAAUGAUUAUUUGAGUCAUAGAUUGUUUGUAGAUAUUGGCUACACUGAAUGCGGUUAGAAAAAGAACAUAGAUUGGAUACAAACAAAGCUUUCCGAAUUCAAUACACUGUUGUAUCAUCAACCUCAAGGUAAAUAAAAGUUGUGCAAAGGAAA
Messenger RNA from Carcharodon carcharias (great white shark), 2836 nucleotides. RefSeq lists its product as uncharacterized. Lineage: Eukaryota; Metazoa; Chordata; Chondrichthyes; Lamniformes; Lamnidae. The coding region runs from base 136 to 1251 and encodes 371 amino acids. The record is from RefSeq and is a predicted model, not a curated record. The transcript has 5 exons.